Molecule: messenger RNA, 1303 nt
Organism: Arachis duranensis
Lineage: Eukaryota; Viridiplantae; Streptophyta; Magnoliopsida; Fabales; Fabaceae
Product: AT-hook motif nuclear-localized protein 23
Exons: 1
Coding region: 263-1072 (269 amino acids)
Cellular component (GO): nucleus
Molecular function (GO): DNA-binding transcription factor activity; minor groove of adenine-thymine-rich DNA binding
Source: RefSeq, a predicted model, not a curated record
AUUUCCUCUGCAGUACUCAAUUGAUCCCUUUGUUUUUCUAUUCGCAAACUGAGGUUUGAAUCAUUGGGCACUCCUAAUACUUCUCUCUCUUUUUCUUUUUAAUAUAAACCCACUCCCCAUAAUUUAUAUUGUUCAUACUACUAUUCUUGUAAUUUCUCUCUUAUUUUAAUUACUACUAUAUAGUUUUUUCAUUUUUAUAUAUUUUUGUGCUGUUCCCCUUUUGUGUUUUACACUUUCUUUAGAAAAACUCUUUUGUGUGUGUAUGGCCGGCAUAGACUUGGGUUCAGCAUCACACUUUGUUCAUCACCUUCAACGCCCUGACCUUGAAGAUGAUGAUAAUAACCAAGACCAAGACCCGAGCAACAACCAUCACGAGGGUCUUGACCUAGUUUCGCCAAAUCAAGGCCCUGGUGAUGUUGUUGCUCGUAGGCCAAGAGGGAGACCUCCGGGUUCCAAGAACAAGCCUAAGCCACCGGUGAUCAUCACAAGGGAGAGUGCAAACACUCUUAGGGCACACAUCCUUGAAGUUAGUAGUGGUUGCGAUGUGUUUGACUCUGUGGCCACUUAUGCAAGAAAGCGUCAACGGGGAAUCUGUGUUCUUAGCGGCAGCGGAACUGUUACCAACGUCACGCUCCGACAACCAGCAGCUGCCGGAGCAGUCGUGACGCUUCAUGGAAGAUUUGAGAUACUUUCUCUAUCAGGAUCCUUUCUACCACCUCCUGCUCCACCAGGGGCUACAAGUUUAACUGUGUUUCUUGGUGGAGGCCAGGGACAAGUGGUAGGAGGAAAUGUUAUUGGGCUUUUAGUGGCUUCUGGGCCUGUUAUUGUUAUUGCCUCGUCGUUUACUAAUGUAGCGUAUGAAAGGUUGCCCUUAGAUGAAGACGAGGCUCUUCAGAUAGAACAAGGGCAACCUUCUGGUGGCGGUGGCGGUGUCAGUGGCAGUGGUGUUAAUAACUCUUUUCCGGAUCCUUCUUCGGGGUUACCGUUCUUCAAUCUACCUCUAAACAUGCCUAAUUUGGCCGUUGAUGGUUGGGCCGGUGGGAACUCUAGUGGUGGAAGACAAUCUUUUUGAUGAUGAGGAGCUUCUUAAUUUUUGAGAGGGCACAAAAGGUGAGAAGUUGAACCUCCAUCAAAGGUAUAAUAUAUUGGUUUUUAAUUAAUUUUAUGAGACUUUCUUCGAGUUGUGUUGUGAACAAGUGCUGAUUUUGUAUGUCCAAGUGUCUCAUUUUCCAUUGGCUAGGUGAUGUUGUGUAAGGACUUGGUUUUAAUAUAAUUCUAAAUUCCUAGGGACAAUUGUAAAACA